AUGGGCAAUUGUUGCAGAUCUCCAGCUGCUGUAGCUAGGGAAGAUGUGAAAUCAAACUUCUCCGGCCAUGAUCACGGCAAGCGGGACUCCAACGCCGGCAAGAAGGCUCCAAUCACCGUCUUGACCGGUGUGCCGAAGGAGAAUAUAGAGGAUAAGUAUUUGUUGGAUCGAGAGCUUGGUCGCGGGGAGUUUGGGAUAACUUAUCUUUGUAUUGAUCGGGAAACUAGGGAGCUGCUGGCUUGCAAGAGCAUUUCCAAGCGGAAGCUUAGGACGGCAGUGGACGUUGAGGAUGUGAGGCGUGAGGUGGCCAUAAUGAAGCACUUGCCUACGAGUUCCAGCAUUGUAAGCUUGAAGGAGGCCUAUGAAGACAACAAUGCUGUGCAUUUGGUCAUGGAGUUGUGCGAGGGUGGUGAGCUGUUUGAUCGGAUUGUGGCACGUGGGCACUAUACGGAGCGAGCGGCUGCCGCGGUGACGCGGACGAUUGUGGAAGUCGUGCAACUUUGUCACAAGCAUGGGGUUAUUCAUAGAGACUUGAAACCCGAGAACUUCUUAUUUGCCAAUAAGAAAGAGAAUUCGCCUUUGAAGGCUAUUGAUUUUGGGCUGUCUAUAUUCUUUAAACCAGGUGAGAGGUUCUCAGAGAUUGUUGGAAGUCCAUAUUAUAUGGCUCCAGAGGUGCUCAAGCGUAACUAUGGGCCAGAAAUAGAUAUAUGGAGCGCAGGAGUAAUUCUCUAUAUCUUAUUGUGUGGUGUUCCCCCAUUUUGGGCUGAAUCUGAGCAAGGCGUUGCACAGGCCAUUCUUCGGGGGCUCAUAGACUUUAAACGGGAGCCUUGGCCCAGUAUUUCAGAGAGUGCUAAAAGUCUUGUUAGACAAAUGUUAGAACCAGACCCUAAGCUUCGGUUAACUGCUAAGCAGGUGCUUGAGCAUCCUUGGCUCCAAAAUGCUAAGAAGGCUCCUAAUGUUCCUCUGGGUGAUGUUGUGAAGUCAAGGCUGAAGCAGUUUUCAAUGAUGAACAGAUUCAAACGAAAAGCACUUAGGGUCAUUGCUGAAUUCUUAUCCACUGAAGAAGUUGAAGACAUCAAGGAAAUGUUCAAAAAGAUGGACAGUGAUAAUGACGGUAUUGUUUCCAUUGACGAACUAAAGGCUGGACUCCUCAACUUUGGAUCCCAACUUGCUGACUCUGAAAUUCAGAUGCUUAUUGAAGCUGUAGAUACUAAUCUGAAGGGAAGACUAGACUACGGAGAAUUUGUUGCUGUUUCCCUUCAUUUAAAGCGGAUGGCUAAUGAUGAGCAUCUUCACAAGGCCUUCUCCUAUUUCGACAAGGAUGGGAAUGGGUAUAUUGAACCAGAUGAGCUUAGGAAUGCUUUGAUGGAAGAUGGCGAAAAUGAUUGCACAGACGUAGCAAACGACAUUUUCCAAGAAGUAGACACAGACAAGGAUGGACGUAUCAGCUAUGAUGAAUUUGUGGCCAUGAUGAAAACUGGAACAGAUUGGAGAAAAGCAUCUCGGCAUUACUCAAGAGGAAGAUUCAACAGCCUGAGCUUGAAACUGAUGAAGGAUGGUUCUCUAAACUUGGGGCCCGAAUAAUAGUCCUAAUGGCCAUUUUCAACCUGUCAUUUGAAAUAGUGUAGUGUUCCUUCUACCUUCUGGGCUUGCCUUUGUGAUGAUUAUUCAGAUCCGUUGUUAGAUGGAGGUCUCUCUGCAUGGUCGCAUGCGAGUCGCAAUAAGGAAUGCAUGCACUUUGUUCCUUCUGAAAAACAGGUGCCUUGGAGCCAGCCAUUGGUAUGACAUGGAUGCUUCCUCACUUCUUAACCACUCCCAACGAUGUUAAAUCAGACUGUUUAAUAGCAGUCAGAUUAUGAAGAAAUGCCAAUGUCUUGUAGUUUUGCAUUUGCCGGAGUCUGGAGUCUGGACCUCUCUAAUUUGGGCAUUCACCCUCCCGGCUAGGACAUAGUUGUUUCCUCCAUGGCAUCCGAAAGCUGCUUAUAAUGGGGAGUACUUUUGACAGAAUUUGGUGCCGAUUGUAUCACGAGCCUGUAAGAUGCAUCUUUGUAAUCAGGAAGACCAAUCCUGCUUGUCAAUUGUCAAUAUAUGGCGUGUCAUGUAUUGUUGGAUUUUCAUGAUUGUUUUUUGAGAGCUAUUAGCAAAGGUAGAGCCGGUUCACUUUUAUCUUCUCUAUACUAAGUGAGUUCAUAUUUCCCAACAUGUUUUUGGGGAAAUGACAUUUAUAAACCAUCUAAAAACGUUAAUGAUAGUUAAAGAUCUUGAAAUUCUAGAACUU
Messenger RNA from Neltuma alba, 2278 nucleotides. Its product is annotated as calcium-dependent protein kinase 13-like. The transcript has 7 exons. Gene Ontology annotation, molecular function: ATP binding; protein kinase activity; calcium ion binding. NCBI's taxonomy places the organism in Eukaryota, Viridiplantae, Streptophyta, Magnoliopsida, Fabales, Fabaceae. Bases 1 to 1584 code for a protein of 527 amino acids. The record is from RefSeq and is a predicted model, not a curated record. Gene Ontology annotation, biological process: protein phosphorylation.